AUGCGUGAAACCAUUAGCGGAGAUCCCCAAAUAGGAAUAAGGAUAGGGGGGCAGUCGAUGGCUCAGCAAUCUUUACCCUCUGUAAGUCACGUCAUGGGUCCACUGCCUGGUCAAUACCGUAGCUCAUCAUCGUAUGCUUCACCGCAGUCUUCACAACCAGCGACACCUAUCCAUCCGUCUAGCAUGGCACCUUCUCCAUUGGCUGCAUCUCCGACCCCAGGACCCGUAAGGAUGGUUAGUAUACCUCAACAGAACCCUUCUCCACUUCCAAUGCCAAAUAUGCAAGUUUCUGCUCCUGUUGCUUUUGUACGCCCUCCAGAUCCCACUCCGCUUCAAACUAACCCACAAAUGCACGUCAUUUCUUCUACACAGUAUCCUGUGGCUGACAAUGAAAGAAUACAGCCAUCUACAAACGGUCUGCAGCAGAAGCCUCAAAAUGAACAUCUGACUCCCAAAGAGAGAUAUCGACAGCUGAAAAGCCGCUUCAAAUACCUAGUCUAUGAGAAUGAAUGUUAUCAAGAGGAGCUUAGAAAUCUACAGCGAAAGUUGCUGAAACUUUCGAGGGAUAAAAAUUUUUUGCUGGAUCGGCUACAACCGUAUGAAAUGCUAAGCAACUCUUCCGAUGAAUCAGACUCUAACUCUGUUAAAACAGUUGAAGAGAAACCGAAAGUACCUAAAAAGAAACCCAGACCUGCUGCCCCGAGACGUCGUCCACCAGUUCAAAAAGUGAAGCCGGGUAGUAUAAAUCAGGCCACUGGCAGACCAAAUGCGCCUUCCUCUUCUUACUCAGGUCGACCAGAAGAAAUUAAAAUUGAAACAGACGAUAUGCAGUCGUCUGGCGAGCAAAAGUCUUUGGCUCUUGGAGAGCAAAUUGCAACACUUAACGGCUCUGCUAGCGUUAAUUCUGAACCUGGAAAUGCUAGCUCCUUAACGCCUUUAUCUAACGCUGAGGAUAUAAAACGUGAAACAUAA
Molecule: messenger RNA, 972 nt
Organism: Enterobius vermicularis (human pinworm)
Lineage: Eukaryota; Metazoa; Nematoda; Chromadorea; Rhabditida; Oxyuridae
Source: the annotation of a GenBank genome assembly